Stomoxys calcitrans (stable fly) is the source of this 2391-nucleotide messenger RNA. Its product is annotated as RNA-binding protein 28. The transcript has 4 exons. Bases 286 to 2316 code for a protein of 676 amino acids. Gene Ontology annotation, molecular function: RNA binding. Lineage: Eukaryota; Metazoa; Arthropoda; Insecta; Diptera; Muscidae. The record is from RefSeq and is a predicted model, not a curated record.
CUGUACUUCAAAGGCAAACGGAGCAUCAUUUUAAAAUUUGAAUUUAUUAAAAAAUUAAAAUAAUAUUAAAAUAAUUAUCCUGAGAUGAGCAUAAAAAUACGACACCGUACAGAAUAGGAUGCAUCUUUUUGUAUAAAUAUAAUAAGAUUACUAAUUGCUUAGUAUAUAUAAUAAAAAGUGUACUAAUUGCCAUCGCAUAAACACGUGCGUUGGGUGAAAAUCAUAGGAAGAAGACAUUAGCACUAUAUAUUUUUUUUGUAUCCCAAUAAAAUAAACACUUGAGAGAUGGAGUUGAAAGAAAGCCAAACACCCAUUGAGGGAGAAAAUGAAAGUAAGCCAGCUAAGCGUAGGAAUCCUUUUAAAGUUCAAAAGGAUAAAGAAGAAAGGGAUCGACGUCAAAAAAAGCGAGCCCGACUUAUUGUACGCAACAUGAGUUAUAAGGCAAAGGAAGAGGAUAUACGAAAACAUUUUGAACAGUGGGGUAAAUUGGAAGAAGUGAAUAUACCCAAACGUCCGGAUGGAAAGCUGGUCGGUUGUGCCUUCGUGCAAUACGAAACCAUUAAUCAAGCAACUAAAGCCAUUCUAAAAGGAAAUGGAAAGGAAUUACUGGGUCGUGCUAUGUUCAUUGAUUGGGCAUUAGGCAAGGAUGAAUAUGUUGCAAAGAAACAACAAAAUGUUAAGGAUGAGCCUGUUGAAAAGAAACCAAAAGUUGAAAUCAAAGACGAAGAUGACAUGGAUAUGGGAAAUAACAUGAUCAAAGCUGGAGAAGGCAUAAAGGACAGUGUUGAAGAAGAGAAUCAAUCUAGCGUUGAUGAUGGUGACCAGAAUCAGGAUAGCGAAGAUAACGAUGGAAAUAGCUCUGCCAGCGACGAUGAAGAAAUCGAGGAUAGCGAAAAUGAGGAGAGUGAAGAUGAUAAUGGAAAUGAAAAUGAUGAUGAUGACAAGAAAGAUAUAAAAUCCAUCGAUAUCAGUAAAGUAAAAAAGGAGAAACAUUUUUCGAACGAUGUUCAGGAAGGUUGUACAAUUUUCAUCAAAAAUGUGCCAUUCGAUGCGGAAGACAAUGAUCUACGUAAACUUUGCCGCAAAUACGGCCCAGUUUAUUAUUCCAUCAUAAACAGAGAGCCCAUAUCGGGCCAUUCUAAAGGUACAGCGUUUGUUAAAUUUAAAUCAAAAGAAUCCGCCGAUAUGUGCUUACAAUCUGCAUCAGAAUUUGUUUUAAUGGAUCAAGUGCUAGAGCCGUUCCCAGCGCUAAGUCGAGAAGAGAUACGGCAGCAGAAUUUAGAAAAGAACAAGCAAAAUGAUGGCAAAGAUUCGAGAAACCUUUAUCUGGCAAGAGAAGGCUUGAUCAUGGCCAAUUCUAAAGCAGCAGAAGGUGUCUCUGCAUCCGAUAUGAAUAAAAGACAUAAGUUGGAACAGAUAAAAACCCAAGUCUUGAAGAAUUUAAACAGAUUUGUGUCUCGUAACCGUUUAUCCAUACACAAUUUACCUUUAAAUUAUGACAACGAUAAUCUAAAAGAUAUGAUUAUAACCUAUACUGGGUUUCGGCCUCACGAAUGCAGAGUAAUGAGAGAGAAUAAAGUUACACCAGAACAUCCCAAAGGAAAAUCAAAAGGCUUCGGUUUUAUGUCAUUCAAUACACAUUUGGAGGCUCUAACAGCCUUAAGAAAGCUAAAUAAUAAUCCUAAAAUUUUUGGAACUCAGCAUCGCCCAAUUGUUGCCUUUAGUAUAGAAGACCGUGCCGUACACAAAGUUAAAGAGAAGCGUAAAGAACGCUCAAAAAUAAACAAUCCUACAUUCAAGGAAAAAUUGGAAAAACGUAAGAUUUUAAAGGAACAAAAGAAGGCCGGUAAUUUCCCUCCUAAAAAUUUAUUCAGGGGACCGCAAACUGAUGACAAGGAAAAACUUAAAAAGCACAUAAAAAAAUUGGAAGAGUCAAGGGCAAAGAAAAAUAACACUAACAACAAUACAAAAUAUCAAUCGGGUGCGGUUAGCGGUGAUUAUGUUGGCACAGAAGCAAAACAAGGCACAGUUUUGCGAAUGCGUUCCCUAAAGAAAAUAAAAGAACAAUCUCAAGACCAUUUGCAACGUGUUAAACAGGAUAAAAAAAAGAAAAAACAACAGAAAAUCAAGCAGACCCACUUGGCCGAACGCAAAGCUGAAAUUCGCCCCAAGCAGGGCAAGAAAAUGGAAAGGGAUGAUUUGGCUCCACUUGUUAAUAAAUAUAAAAAAAUGUUAGAUAAACAAGCUAAUCAAGGAGGAACGGGCCCAGAAAAUCCAUCCAAAAAGUCGAAACGCACAAAGUGGUAUACGGAAUAAAGUAUGUUGUUUUUAGAUGUAACUAAUAGUAGUUUAAACAGUUUGUAAAUAUAAACGAAAAUAAUAUAAUUUGAA